AUGUUUAAUGGUGGCACUCGCAAACGAUUGUUAAGUAGAAAUGAUUCGCCUCUCCAAAUAAUACAAAACGCUACUUCCACUCACUCAAAUACGAACUCAACCUCUAAAAUAAAUAAUAAACCUUCAAAUUUUCAGCGUCAUCAGGAACAGUAUACAGAGAAUAAAGAAUCGAACGAAACAAUAUCUGCAAAACGCUUAAAGACACAAAAUCUUGAGACUAACCAAAAUCCAGUUCUUGGCGAGAGCGCAGUACCUGCUACAGUUGGUGCAGUAAAUCCAAUAAAUGUUGCGUCUAAAAUUUCACAGCAAACUAAAAUUGUGUCAAAUUCCCAAAAUAGUGUACGGGAUCAUGAGUUGGCUACGAUAAUACCACUUUCAAGAAAUUUUAUGAUGGAUUAUAUGUGGCAUGCACAUGCAGCUCAUCAUCAACAACACAAUAAAUCAAAACUUAUCAAUGCAUCUACAUUUAAUUUUCCUAAUUGUAAUAUUCCCUGGCGCAAAGAUAAUUAUUUAUCCACCGUCACAUCUUUAUCUACAAAAUACAAUAAUGUAAGUAAUUUUGCUGCUACAAACUCUCCACUUAGUAUCUGCUCAAAUCCAACGAAAAACUUAAACGAAAAUAUUGAUCACAUACCUCAAAUAAUCAAUAAUUCAGCUUUUAAACCGGUUCACCAUCAACAACAAAAUAAAUUGAAUUCGAUUAGUCCAAAAAUGGCAACGGUUGAAUCGGAAUUGGAUGAUUUAAGAAACGAAAACUCUCUUUCUUCCAAUAUUGCUGUUUUACCUAAAACUGAAAGCAAAAACAAGUGUAACUUACCAUAUCAUGUGCAUAAUUAUCCCCGCAAAGUGAUACUUUCUUCAGCUGGAACAUAUUCCUGUAAUGAACCCGGUGUGCUUUUAAGCCAGCUGCAAAUAACAUCGGAAAUGGGCAAUGUUAAAGCAUCUUAUUUAUCAGAGUGUGAUCGUGACUAUGAAACUACCAAAGAUGAUGAUGAUGAAGUAGUAGACAUCGAAACAACAGAAGAUGAAGGCCCAGAUCAAAAUAUUCGUUUAAUUCCAAACGAAACUAUUCCAAUAUCAAGACAUACUCUAAACAACAGUCCAAAUAAUUCCAAUUCUAAUUCAUACCUUGAGAUAUCCUGUUCACAGCACUGCAGCAGUAGUAGUACAGAUAAUAUAGAUGUCGGUAAUGUUGUUGAAGCGACUAAUUUCUCGGAAGCCAAAUCAAAUACAUUCAUGCAAUUUGAAAAUAAAGUAACAUAUUUACCGCAUUCUACUUUGCAUGUUGCUGAUACCGAUUGCUCUUCAAAUGAAAGUCUGCAUUCGAAAAGUUCUUCCGAAUUUAUUAUCGGCAAAAAUUUACCAAUUUCAACUAUGUGGAAUGAUGUUAUUAAAAACGAAGUAAGAUCUUAA
Teleopsis dalmanni is the source of this 1413-nucleotide messenger RNA. RefSeq lists its product as uncharacterized. The transcript has a single exon. Bases 1 to 1413 code for a protein of 470 amino acids. Lineage: Eukaryota; Metazoa; Arthropoda; Insecta; Diptera; Diopsidae. The record is from RefSeq and is a predicted model, not a curated record.